Miscanthus lutarioriparius is the source of this 426-nucleotide messenger RNA. The record is from the annotation of a GenBank genome assembly. NCBI's taxonomy places the organism in Eukaryota, Viridiplantae, Streptophyta, Magnoliopsida, Poales, Poaceae.
AUGGGAGUUGAUAAUAGCGUGUCAGUGGAGAAGUUUUGCAAAAACUUCAAAAUUGAAAUAAAUCGUCUCACUGAAGAAGAUGAUAUGGAGUUUGAUAUGAUUGGUAUUGAUGCAUCAAUAGCUAAUGCAUUCGAAGAAUCCUCAUCGCAGAGACUAGGACUUAUUCCACUUCAUGCAGAUCCAAGGCUUUUUGAUUAUAUCUCAGUGAAAUCUAGUGAACUAGAGUGGCUACCAGAAGGUAGCCAAUUAAGCAUGGCAGCCCCUGCGCAGUCUGGGGACAAACAGAAGACUUUCACUUCCUUCAGUCAAAGCCAAAAGGAGAUCUUAGAAAAGCCUCUUGGUGUGAAGUUUAAAGAUAUUACUAUUGCCAGGCUUGGGCCAGGACAGGCUAUUGAGCUCGAGGCACAUGCUGUUAAAGGGAGUUAG